AUGGCUCAACUCCUGAACAGCAUACUCAGUGUGAUCGAGGUGUUCCAGAAAUAUGCCAAAGAGAAUGGGGAUUGUGCCUCACUAUGCAAGAAGGAGUUGAAGAAGCUGCUCUUGGCUGAGUUUGGAGACAUCCUCCGGAGACCAAAUGACCCAGAGACUGUGGAAACCAUCCUGAGCCUCUUAGAUAGAGACAGAAAUGGACGUGUUGAUUUUCAUGAAUACCUCCUAUUGGUGUUCCAGUUGGUCCAAGCCUGCCAUCAAAAGCUAGACAAUAAGUCAUGUAGAGAUACAACCUCCCAGCAAGAAAGGGAACAGGAAGAAACACAAGACCAUAAGUUUCCAGGAAACACAGGCGGACAACACAGGCAGAGGCAUGAGGAAGAAAGGCAGAACUCCUACCACAGUCAGUCUGAAAGACAGAGUCAGGAUGCACAACAUGAUCAGUCUGAGAGAAAAGAUAGGAAUUCCCACUAUGGUCAGUCUGAGAGACAAAAGAGGGACUCUCAUUAUGAUCAGUCCAAGAGACAGGAUCAGGAUUUCCGCUAUGAUCAGUCUGAGAGACAAGAUAGAGACUCUCGCUAUGGUCAGUCUGAGAGACAGGGUCAGGACUCCCGCUAUGGUCAGUCUGAGAGACAGGGUCAGGACUCCCGCUAUGGUCAGUCUGAAAGACAGGGUCAGGAUUCCUGCUAUGGUCAGUCUGAAAGACAGGGUCAGGAUUCCUGCUAUGGUCAGUCUGAAAGACAAGAAAAGGAUUCCCACCAUGGUCAAUAUGAUCAGUCUGAGAGACAAGAUAGAGACUCUCGCUAUGGUCAGUCCGAGAGACAGGGUCAGGACUCCCGCUAUGGUCAGUCUGAGAGACACGGUCAGGACUCCCGCUAUGGUCAGUCUGAGAGACAUGGUCAGGACUCCCGCUAUGGUCAGUCUGAAAGACAGGGUCAGGAUUCCUGCUAUGGUCAGUCUGAAAGACAGGGUCAGGAUUCCUGCUAUGGUCAGUCUGAAAGACAAGAAAAGGAUUCCCACCAUGGUCAAUCUGAGAGACAGGUUCAGGAUUCUCAUUAUGGUCAGUCUGAAAGGCUUGAACAACGAUCAAGCUGUGGCCAAUCUGGAAGACUCAGACAAGACUCUCGCUCUAGCCAGACAAACCAACAGGAGUCAGGCUUUUAUUAUAGACAGUCUGGGAAGAUGGGUCAGGAAUCAGGCUAUGGUCAGGCAGACAGUCAGGGAUUGGAUUCUCACUAUGGUCACACAGACAGACAAGACCAGAGUUAUCACUACAGUCAGACAGACAGACAGAGCCAGCGUUAUCAUUAUGGUGAGACAGACAGACAAGGCCUAGGUUCUCAGUGUAGUCAGACAAAUAGACAAGACCUCAGCUCUCAAUAUGGCCAGACAGGCAGACAAGACCAGAGUUAUCACCAUGGUCAGACAGACAGACAAGGUAUGAGCUCUCAAUAUGGUCAGAUAGACAGACAAGACCAGAGUUAUCGCUAUGGUCAGUCACAGACUGGGGAAACUGAAACACAAGGGCAAAACAGGUACUUUCAAGGGACUGAAGGAACAAGAAAAGACUCAUAUGUUGAACAAUCAGGAAGGUCAUGGAGACUAAAUCAACAGAUUCCAGGACAGGAAGUGAAUCGAAACCAGGGAUGGGGAUCUCAGUCUAGGGAAGAGCAGCAGAACUACCACCAGGUACGGGAGCCUGAAGAGGACAGCCAAAACCACCAACACAAACUCCUAGCACAAAUCCAGCUCUGCCACAAAGGGAGAGACUGGCAAUCAAGCAGUAGUGAGCAAGGUCACAGACAGGCCCAGACAAGGCAGAGCCAAGGCGGAGGGCAGAGAUACCAGGAAGAGGAAGAGCAGAGUCGUCGAAGCUGGGGUAGACACAGCCAUGAAGUUCAGGAGAGUCCAUGUGAGAGACAAGACAGGCAAACCCACGACUACGAGCAGAACCGCCAGAGACAAGACAGGCAAACCCACGACCAUGAGCAGAACCACCAGAGACAAGACAGGCAAACCCACGACCAUGAGCAGAACCGCCAGAGACAAGACAGGCAAACCCACGACUAUGAGCAGAACCACCAGGCACAACAGGACAGGCAAACCCAUGAGAAGAAAGAGAGGUUUACUUCGACUUGA
Messenger RNA from Galeopterus variegatus (Sunda flying lemur), 2139 nucleotides. RefSeq names its product repetin (gene RPTN). Gene Ontology annotation, molecular function: calcium ion binding; transition metal ion binding. The record is from RefSeq and is a predicted model, not a curated record. Gene Ontology annotation, cellular component: cornified envelope. The transcript is spliced from 6 exons. NCBI's taxonomy places the organism in Eukaryota, Metazoa, Chordata, Mammalia, Dermoptera, Cynocephalidae. Bases 1 to 2139 code for a protein of 712 amino acids.